AUGGCAAGAGAUAGCUGUCUAGCGAGAGUAACUGUUGGCGGUGCAGUUGGUGCUGUAUAUGGAACUUAUGAAGCUGUUAGUUUCAAGGUGUCUAGACUCUUGAAAAUCAGAUAUAUUGGACAAACUACUUUGGGAAGAGCAGCCAUUUUUGGUCUCUUCUUGGGUGCUGAAAGCUUGAUACACUGUGGAAAGCCUUACCAAGCAUAUAUUUGCUAA
Molecule: messenger RNA, 216 nt
Organism: Solanum tuberosum (potato)
Lineage: Eukaryota; Viridiplantae; Streptophyta; Magnoliopsida; Solanales; Solanaceae
Exons: 1
Coding region: 1-216 (71 amino acids)
Biological process (GO): protein insertion into mitochondrial inner membrane; protein import into mitochondrial matrix
Cellular component (GO): TIM23 mitochondrial import inner membrane translocase complex
Source: RefSeq, a predicted model, not a curated record